UCGAUCGACCUCGCGACAUACAUGGAGGCGAUUGCAACACUACCCAACCUGAAGGUCUUCCACUUGUCGGUGUGGGACAACCAGCUGGCUGCGUCGUACCUCGCGUACAUCUGCCGGCAUGUUCCUCCACAGCUCUCCGUCUUGUCGCUCUCGAGCGGGCAAAGCGGGUGCUCCGACGACCGGUCGACCUUCAGUGAUUUGUGGGCGUACUUCACCGACCUGAGCUUCCUGAACUUGCGCAUUCGCGGGAGCUCGAGCACGGCCUUGACGGUGCAGGAGGUGAUCCGCGGUGCGAAGCGCCUGCAGCUGGUGGGCUACGAAAAACAACUGCGCGAGGUCGUGUAUGGCGAUGGUGGGCCCGUCGCGCUGCCCGCUUGGUCCGCUCGCAAGGUCAAGUUGUGUGAGAUUGAGGAUUUUGGAUGCGAGAGCUGGAACUGGGUUAUCAGGCACCUCGUCCUCUGACACCCGCAGAAUUCUUACGGUCGAAACGCGAGGGCAUAUGUCGUUGUUUGCAUUUUCACUCUUCAAUAAUGUCAUGACUCGGAGACCUAUCAAGUUUGCAGUAUUCUAUAACCCUAGCGUGCGCCUGAUUAGCAGA
Molecule: messenger RNA, 598 nt
Organism: Fomitopsis serialis
Lineage: Eukaryota; Fungi; Basidiomycota; Agaricomycetes; Polyporales; Fomitopsidaceae
Exons: 2
Coding region: 22-462 (146 amino acids)
Source: RefSeq, a predicted model, not a curated record